GUCGCUCUAAAAGCGAUUGUCCAAUCAGCUUGUAGGUUGGAGUUCCGCACUAUGAGGCCCGAAGCCUGGAUCUAGAUUUUUUUUGCGCCUGAAGCUGGUUUCGCAGCAGCUGCUUUAGAUAUGGCAGCGGGAGGUGGGCUCUUGGGGCUGGAGCGGAACUGCUGGGUGUGCUUCGCCACUGACCUUGAUGAUCGCUCUGCAGAAUGGGUAAGCCCAUGUCGGUGUAAAGGAUCAACAAAGUGGAUCCAUCAGGCAUGUCUACAGCGAUGGCUUGACGAGAAACAGAAGGGGAACAGCACAGGCCGGGUGGCGUGUCCGCAGUGCAACACGGAGUACUUGAUUGUCUUCCCAAAGUUAGGUCCUGUGGUUUAUUCCUUACACCAAAUUGACCGCAUUCUGUCCAAAGCCAGCCCUUUUGCAGCAGCCAGCAUCGUGGUGGGGACUGUGUACUGGUCAGCAGUGACGUAUGGAGCAGUGACUGUGAUGCAGGUCGUUGGGCACAAGAAAGGUCUGGACCUAAUGGAGCGGGCGGACCCUCUCUUCCUGCUGAUGGGGCUCCCCACCAUUCCAGUGAUGCUCAUUUUGGCCAAGAUGAUCCGAUGGGAGGACUUUGUGCUUCGGAUGUGGCGCAAGUACUCCAGCAAGCUUCAGGUUCUCAGCAGCAUUUUCCCAGGUUGCGGAUGUUCCAUUCCUCGUAUACCCGCGGAGACCAACUACCGAAGUGAUCAUGCGUCUGUCUCUCGCAUCCUAUGCGGUGCGCUUGUCUUCCCAACAAUAUCCAGCUUAGUCGGCAAGUUGAUAUUCAGCAGCGUGAACUCCAAUCUGCAGCGAACUAUUUUGGGAGGAAUUGCCUUUGUUGCUAUCAAGGGGGCUUUAAAGGUUUACUUCCGGCAACAGCAGUAUCUCAUCCAAGCGAACCGCAGGAUUCUCAACUACUCCGAGAGGGAAGAGGAGCAGGAAGAUCCACAGGAGGCCUACGAGGACUCGAGCAGUGACUAAAGCAGGGAAUGCUCAGCCUUGAUCUGGGCAGGCACAGACCCAGUUAAGUUCCAUCUCCCCGGAUUGCUGGAAUUAGCGUUUAACGUUAUCCCACUUGAAGCGGAUGUGGUGCUGCAGCCACAUUUGCUGAGGUUUAAAAUGCAGCCCGGCUGAGUUUUCCAAUCCUGUCACCUUAUUGGACAAAUAUUUGCCCUGAUUUUUAACUGCCUGUUUCUCCUUUAAUUGCUUUUAUUAUUAUGAUUCAGUAGUUGGGAGGAAUACAUGUCUAUUACCACAAAAUAAUUUACUGGCAUCCACUAAAGCUCACAGCCGUGCUCUCAAAUAUGCCGAUUUGGACAGCUUUCUCAUGGGGGGGUGGCCCCUCGUGCCUGAGCUCUGUACGUCAAACCUGCUUCUGUUGUAGUAAAGCUGUAAUGAAACAGGUUUAAUUCUGUCAUUCUGUGGCCAUGGGCUGAAUCUCAAACCAGCCACAAAUGGACACUUUGAAGCCCCAGGAGGAAAGAGCUGGUGAUAUCCCUUGUGGUUGACGCUGGCUGCCAGGUUGUGUUGGGAGUUCAGACACUGAAUUAUGAUAUUUCUUUCUUGUAUUAUCUUCACGAAACAAGACCAUAGUUAAAUACUGACAAUUAACUGGAGCUUUACAAACUUGAUCACAGAGAACAUUUAAUUGUGCUCAUUGCAUAGGCUACAUUGGGAAUUGGUCAAAGAUUGGGCUUAGUCUUUCAACCCUUAAAUCAAAUUGUACAUCUAAAUAAGUGAUUUUAUACAUAUUUGAAAAGUAGGACAUUGUAGAUGAAGAGACUUUCAGUAUCUUCAUAACAAUUUAUCUCCAGAAAAUUUAUUAUUAAAUUAAGUUUUCUUUCUGUGCUGCCAUAGCAACCAUGACAAUUGCUAUCAAAUUUGUUUAUUUUUUAUUUGUAUAAAGCUGUUUGAAAUAAGUUGAUGAAAAAUAAGGAUUCUGAAGAAAUUUAAUUUAAUAAAAAUGGCACCUUAUAAAUUG
This is a messenger RNA of Hypanus sabinus (Atlantic stingray), 1999 nucleotides long. Its product is annotated as E3 ubiquitin-protein ligase MARCHF5-like. Lineage: Eukaryota; Metazoa; Chordata; Chondrichthyes; Myliobatiformes; Dasyatidae. Gene Ontology annotation, molecular function: zinc ion binding. The transcript has 6 exons. The record is from RefSeq and is a predicted model, not a curated record. Bases 121 to 999 code for a protein of 292 amino acids.